Sclerotinia trifoliorum is the source of this 2566-nucleotide messenger RNA. Lineage: Eukaryota; Fungi; Ascomycota; Leotiomycetes; Helotiales; Sclerotiniaceae. The record is from the annotation of a GenBank genome assembly.
AAACAACUCGGUCACUCAAACUUAUCAGUAACGACAACAAUUAAAACUUCUAUCAUAAUCACGAACAAAAAUUCAUUCCUUCUUGUACAAUAUCAAUCAAUAUAUUUGAGUCUAAUCAUAUUUCUAGCAGGAGUUGUCUUUGAAUAUCAGAUCAAACUUUUAGAUUACGCAUCCAUCACUUAAUAAGUGACAACGCAAACGUCGAAGGACAAACACAUCAUUAGAGCUACAGAAGAUACAAAAUCAACUUUUAUCAGUCAUGUCGUUCAUGGGUGGCGCAGAAUGCUCGACGGCAGGAAAUCCCCUUAGUCAGUUUACAAAACAUGUACAGGAUGACAAGAGUUUGCAAAGAGACAGACUGGUUGGUAGAGCGCCUGGAGGCGGUAUGCAGGGCAUGCGCUCAGGGAUGGACAUGAACGGCAGUCAAGAUCAUGUAGGUAGUCUAGGACAGCAUACUCAGUCAUACAGGGUGUAUCUCCGUGACAAUACUUACUAAUAUUAAAUUGCAGAUGCUGAACGAUUUCAUGCAACAAAAUGGCCAACUCCCACCAGAAGCUUUUGCUAUGCAACAUGAUCUUCACCAGAAUGCGCACAUGAUGAAUGGAUCUCAUUCUCCAGGUGUUGGCGGGUGGGCUCAGGAGUUUAAUCCUGGGAUGCCAGGAAUGUCAGAGCAGGCAAGGAUGGAGGCGGCGUUUCAAGCACCUAAAGGUACAGCUUUCAGUCCUGCGGAUUUCGCUAGAUUUCAACAGAUGGGGCAAUCAAGCUCCGCGCGCUCUGCAAGUCCCAUGACGCAGAAUAUGACGAAUGGUUAUUCCUAUCAAGGUCCUCAAAUGGGAAUGGGCAUGGGAAUGAUGGGAAUGAACAGAAUGGGCAUGGGUAUGAACAUGAACAUGAUGAACCAACCACAGUAUCAACAACCCGCGCAGAACUUACAACAGGAUAAAGGGAAAGGAAAGAUGGUUGAGCUCGAUGAUCAGAAUUGGGAAGAGCAAUUCAAGCAAAUUGACUUGCAGGGAAAGGAGCUCGAAGAGAGUUUGGCGGCGGAAGGAGAAUUAAAUGAAAUGGAUAGGUCAGUCCUUGAAUCCGAAACCAAUGAAUUUGGGGAUUUUGAAUCUAUUUGGAAGGGCAUACAAGCUGAAAACGCUGCUGCUAGGGAAAUGGCUGGCGAAGCAAGCCUAAACGAUAUGAACAUAGGCGAAUUCGGUCAAUGGGAUGGAUUUGAUACUGUGGGAAUACAUCAGUCACAAUUCCGCGAUCCACAACUCGGAGAUUAUAUGUUUGAAAAGGAGAACAUUUUUCAAGAUAUCACUAAUCCAUUUGACGAGGGGGUUAGGAUAAUGCAUGAGGGAGGUAACUUGUCUCUUGCUGCAUUAGCAUUUGAGGCUGCAGUACAAAAAGAUCCCCAGCAUACCGAUGCAUGGGUUCUCUUAGGUUUAGCACAAGCGCAGAACGAAAAAGAAACACCCGCAAUACGGGCGUUAGAACAAGCUAUGAAAAUCGAUCCCACGAAUCUUACAGCUCUCAUGGGCCUGGCAGUUUCCUACACAAACGAAGGCUACGACAGUACCGCUUAUCGUACACUUGAGCGUUGGCUCUCUGUCAAAUACCCAUCGAUCAUCGCACCAGGUUCUCUAUCCUCGGAGAAUGAUAUGGGUUUCACUGAUCGACAUCAACUUCAUGAAAAGGUUACAGACUUGUUCAUUCGUGCCGCUCAACUCUCGCCUGAUGGUGAACACAUGGACCCGGAUGUGCAGGUCGGUCUCGGCGUACUCUUCUACGGUGCCGAAGAAUAUGAUAAAGCAGUUGAUUGUUUUACCGCUGCUCUCGCAUCCACCGAAUCUGGAACGUCAAACCAAAGAGAUCAAGUUCAUCUCUUAUGGAAUCGUCUCGGUGCCACUCUCGCUAAUUCUGGCCGUAGCGAAGAAGCUAUCGCUGCAUAUGAGAAAGCCCUUACCCUUCGCACUAAUUUCGUGCGAGCUCGCUACAAUCUUGGUGUCUCUUGUAUCAAUAUUGGAUGUUAUGAUGAAGCUGCCUCUCAUCUUUUGGGUGCAUUAGCAAUGCAUAAAAUUGUGGAAAAUGAGGGCAGAGAAAAAGCAAGAGAUGUGCUUGGUGGUGGUAAUGUCAGUGAAGCCGAUCUUGACAGAAUGAUCUCGCAGAAUCAAAGCACGAAUUUAUAUGAUACAUUGAGAAGGGUGUUUAGUCAAAUGGGAAGGAGAGAUUUGGCGGAACGGGUGGUGGCGGGUAUGGAUGUUGAAAGCUUUAGGGGUGAGUUUGACUUUUGAUUGAAAAGCAGACAGUGUGAUGGAUUGAAGGGUGGAUAUAUAGGGACAUAUGAGCGGAUCAGUAGCGAUCUACUUUCAAUGAAAAAUAUGGGCCAGUAUGUAGUCGACCUACACUGACUAUGAAAUGCGUAUGUGGACGUCAAGAGAGAAUGUACCGAAAUAAUCUUGAGGUGGUGUGUCAAAUUUAUGGGAUUUGGAAUGAAUAAUAACUUUAGGGGGCCGGCUCGGUUAGGCUAUGCUGAACACAUUAUCAUAAAGGCAUAGAAUUAAACAACAUUCACAGC